CUGAGUCAGCAGCGGAUCCAUCCAGCAAACUGCUGUUUCCCCUCAACUAACGUGCAUCGUUUUCGCUGUGUCCACCUCAAAAUAUAAACUUUAAUAACGGAUAAUGAGCUUGAAUGGGUUUAUAUGACAAUAAAAAACAGCUGUGGAAGGAGAAAACGAGCUGAAAACACAGAAGAGAGAAGAGGAAAAGUUGUGAGCUGGCCAUCUUGUUGAGCUCACCACAUUAUCCCUCUACUAAAAGUUCACCUCCAGGCUUCAUGUCUGUCCGAGUUCCAGCCAUGAGUGUUCUUCCUCCUGUUCGAAGGGACCGUGUUAUUGCUCAGCUCCCUCAGUGUUUCAGGAAAGAGGCAGCCAUGCACACCAGAGAGGAUUUCAACAAUAAAGUGAAGACGGCCUGCCAGGAGCAGCGCACCGGCACUGUGGGCAGAUUUAAAAUCUCCAAGGUCAUCGUUGUGGGGGAUCUGGCUGUGGGUAAAACCUGUCUGAUUAAUAGGUUUUGCAAGGAUGCUUUUGAUAAGAACUACAAAGCCACGAUUGGUGUUGACUUUGAGAUGGAGAGGUUUGAGGUGCUGGGUGUUCCCUUCAGCCUUCAACUCUGGGACACUGCAGGCCAAGAGAGGUUCAAGUGCAUCGCUUCUACGUACUACAGAGGAGCCCAGAUUGUGAUCAUCGUGUUUGAUGUUAAUGAUGUUGCCUCUUUGGGCCAUGUGAGGCAGUGGCUCGAAGACGCCUUGAAAGAGAACGACCCCACUGCUGUUCAGCUGUUCCUGGUUGGCACAAAGAAAGACCUGAGUUCUCCUGCCCAGUAUUCUCUGAUUGAACAAGACGCCAUCAAACUAGCGCAAGAGAUCACAGCAGAGUAUUGGGCGGUAUCAUCCCUGACAGGAGAAAAUGUCAAAGAGUUUUUCUUUCGAGUUGCAUCGCUUGCUUUUGAGACCAACGUUCUUGCUGAGUUGGAGAAAAGUGGAACACGACAAAUUGGGGAGGUAGUCAAAAUUAACAGCACUUCAAACAACCUGUACACUACAUCCAAGAAGAAACAGUCAAACUGCUGUUAGUGAAGAUAAAAGUGGGAGUUUAAAGUCAGAGCUGUGGCCUGAAAAGGAGGUUUUCCUCGGUGGAAAAAGACUGCGGCUGCACUCCAGCUCAUUGGAGGGACUUCUGUGGUCAGAGCAGGAGGAGAGACGCUGAACUUCCUGACAUAUUGAGUUCAGUUUUUUCUGGACUGGAAAGAGGUUUCUUUCUGUGGGUGUGGAUUCUUGUGGCGUUACUCAGUUUAACUUGUGACACAGCAAUUACACCAAAUGUCUGGUACUGCAGAUUCCACAGCAUGACAUGUUCAAGUGUCUCAAUGCUUUUAACUUUCUUAGGGCUUGAAUUCAUUAUUCUGUUUUGCUGCUGUAGUUUUUUCUUCUUCACAAUAAGAUUGUCAUAUACUUUUAGGUUUUUGCUGUUUUUGUUGUACCUGGUCUCAGGUAUUGUUGAUGGGAGGUUCUCAACUCAUGUGAGAAGUAUGCAUUAAAGGACACAAAAGGCAAAGAUUUAAGAUAAAAGAAAAAGACAGUUUUUCUUUUCUUUUUUUAUUGUUUUGCUUAACUUUCCAGUUAACCUCCCCGUAGUCCCCUGAGUUUUCUCUUAUAAAUUGGGAAGUUGUUUUUUUUUUUCUACAGUGUAUGCUUAAAAGGUACUUUUCACUUUUUGUUCACAAUCACAUGAAUGACUGGAUUAGCAGUAUGACUUUUAUAUAAAAAACUUAAACUGUGUAUGUGCAGGAGUGUUGAUAUUUUUUACAUUUCUUUUCUCUGAAAUGUCUCAGUAUGUUUUAAAAUAAUAAAAAUAUUACAUGUAA
Cheilinus undulatus (humphead wrasse) is the source of this 1849-nucleotide messenger RNA. RefSeq names its product RAB34, member RAS oncogene family a (gene rab34a). The record is from RefSeq and is a predicted model, not a curated record. The transcript has 11 exons. Gene Ontology annotation, molecular function: GTPase activity; GTP binding. Gene Ontology annotation, biological process: endocytosis; phagosome-lysosome fusion. The coding region runs from base 258 to 1058 and encodes 266 amino acids. Lineage: Eukaryota; Metazoa; Chordata; Actinopteri; Labriformes; Labridae.